CCGUGGCGGGUAUACUACUAGUGCUACUUUUUUCUUUUUUUACCUUUCCUUUUCCAUAUUUCCCCAAAAAUUUGUCUGGCAGAUUUGGGUUGCUUGAAAUGAGGCCCGAUGGCAAAGCGACUCACCGAAGGCGAUGACGCAAUGGGAGCUUGCCACUGAGGCCAACGUAGCGGAAGAAUUGGAAUACCCAACGACGUGUGUGGAUGUGGAUGUGGAUGUGGAUGAGUGUAUGUGUGUGUGUGAAGUGUUUGAUGUGUAAAAAAAGCGCCGAAAACGGAAAUCAAAACAGCGAGGCAGAGAGCCAUUGCAUAAUGGGGAAUAUUAUUGUAGCGGGCCACGUCCUUCGGGACGAGCGUCAGAAAAGAAAAAGCUGCAAGGGAGGCCGUGCCAGACGUGCAAAGGCUGCAAAAUGCCAGAAAUGCUCGAAUAACCGCCCGAGGCGCCGUUUGCCCCAUUUGCCUCCCCCGCGCUCGCAUGAUCAGUCGGUCGAUUCCUCUUUGGGCAGUGCCUCGCCCCAGACUAAUCGAUCCUCUCUUCGUCCAUCCUCUCUAUUCUUUCCUUUGCUUGCUCCUUCAUCCCCGACUUCUCCUCUUUCUCCUCUGCUUUCCUUACUUCUCUCCCUAAACUUUGCUUCUUUCCGCUGUCUGCGCCCUAACUCUCUAUUUGCCACCCCGAUCCCGCUGUCGUCCUCCCCCGUUCCCAUCUUAGUUCGCCCACCCCCCCCCCUCCGGUCCAAUAAAUCACCCCUAUCCUUGAGCUGCCCUUACUGUGCUUGUAUCAGGCUUGUUCUGUUCCGCCUGAUCUUGUUUCACUCCUCGCCCUAUCGGUGGGAAUUUGCAAUCUUAUCGAUUCCGAUGUCAUUCCUUCCUUAAUUAGCCUCCAAUGCCGACUCCGAGUGAUAACACCCCGC
Molecule: messenger RNA, 910 nt
Organism: Aspergillus neoniger CBS 115656
Lineage: Eukaryota; Fungi; Ascomycota; Eurotiomycetes; Eurotiales; Aspergillaceae
Exons: 1
Coding region: 204-872 (222 amino acids)
Source: RefSeq, a predicted model, not a curated record